AAGUGCAGCGCGCCAGGUCGGGGUCGGGGGGCUCGCGUCACUGCUGAGAUAACCGGUGUCCUGCGCGUCGGCGGGGCAGUCCUGGGUGCCGCGUCGUGGGGACCGACGGGCUGUGCGCGACCCGGGCUGGCUCCGGGCGGUGGCGGGCGCGGCGGCUGUGACAGAAACAACAUACUUGUUUUCCUUGCCGUUGUGUAGCUUGUUGAGGAGGUGACUGGGGCACUACCUUCUAGAAGUAAUGCCCACAGAAAGCGGAAGUUGUUCGACCUCUCGCCAAGCAAAACAAAAACGCAAGUCACACAGCCUUUCCAUACGGAGAACUAACAGCUCGGAGCAGGAGCGGACGGGGCUGCCAAGAGACAUGUUAGAAGGACAGGAUUCUAAGCUGCCGUCCGCGGUCCGCAGUUCACUUCUGGAACUCUUUGGUCAAAUAGAAAGAGAGUUUGAAAACCUUUAUAUUGAAAACUUAGAAUUGCGUAGAGAAAUUGAUACUCUUAAUGAACGUUUGGCUGCCGAGGGACAAGCUAUUGAUGGAGCAGAACUGAGUAAGGGCCAGCUCAAAACCAAAGCCAGCCACAGCACCAGUCAGCUGUCCCAGAAGCUGAAGACCACGUACAAGGCGUCCACCAGCAAGAUCGUCUCCAGCUUCAAGGCCACCACCUCGAGGGCCGUCUGCCAGCUGGUGCGGGAGUACGUCGGCCACAGGGACGGCAUCUGGGACGUCAGCGUCGCCAGGACGCAGCCGGUGGUGCUGGGCACCGCGUCAGCCGACCACACGGCCUUGCUGUGGAGCAUUGAGACGGGGCGGAGCCUGGUCAAGUACACGGGCCACGCGGGUUCAGUAAAUUCUAUAAAGUUUCAUCCCUCAGAGCAGUUGGCGCUCACUGCUUCCGGGGACCAGACUGCGCACGUCUGGAGGUACGCGGUGCAGCUGCCCACGCCCCAGCCGGCCGCCGACUCGAGCCAGGUGUCCGGGGAGGACGAGGUGGAGUGCUCCGACAAGGACGAGCCCGACCUCGACGGCGACGCGUCCAGCGACUGCCCCACCAUCCGCGUGCCGCUCACGGCCCUCAAGAGCCACCAGGGCGUGGUCAUCGCCGCCGACUGGCUGGUGGGGGGGAAGCAGGCCGUGACGGCCUCCUGGGACCGGACGGCGAACCUGUACGAGGUGGAGACGUCGGAGCUGGUGCACUCGCUGACAGGGCACGACCAGGAGCUGACGCACUGCUGCACGCACCCCACCCAGCGCCUCGUGGUCACCUCCUCUCGCGACACGACUUUCCGCCUGUGGGACUUCAGGGACCCUUCCAUCCACUCCGUGAACGUCUUCCAGGGACACACAGACACUGUGACCUCUGCCGUGUUCACCGUGGGAGACAACGUGGUCUCCGGCAGCGACGACCGCACGGUGAAGGUCUGGGACCUGAAGAACAUGAGGUCGCCCAUCGCCACCAUCCGCACAGACUCCGCCAUCAACAGGAUCAACGUGUGUGUCGGCCAGAAAAUCAUUGCCCUCCCCCACGACAACCGGCAGGUGAGGCUGUUCGACAUGUCGGGAGUGCGGCUCGCACGGCUUCCGCGGAGCAGCCGGCAGGGCCACAGGAGGAUGGUGUGCUGCUCGGCCUGGAGCGAGGACCACCCCGUCUGCAACCUGUUCACCUGCGGGUUCGACCGCCAGGCCAUCGGCUGGAACAUCAACAUCCCCGCGCUGCUGCAAGAAAAAUGAGGCCCCGGCGGUCCCUGGUGUGGCUGUUGGCCGUGGACCUUUGACCGGUGUGGACUUUCUGCACCUCAAUCAGCCAUUUUCGUGAGAGUCUGGCCCUGGGAAGGGUGCUUUGUACAUGUUGUUUCCACGUUGUGCCCAGCUUGCAUGCGAUGUACAGAAACCGUGUGCCGUGUUUUCUGUUUUUGUCCUGUGUGUGUCGGCAUCCUCCGGUCAGCGCGAGUGGAGCUCACCCUCCAUGCAGCACGCGAAACGCGUGCGAGCUGCUGGCUUCUGCCAGAUGAGCGUAGGGCAUUCGCUUCGUGGAUUAAAUGUGAACCUAUGUCCUUGUUGUGAGGCACAAGCCGUCUGUGGCGUUUUCUGGAAUAAUCAUGCACGUCUGCCUUGUGCUGGGGAGGCCCCGGAGCUGCUCGCUGGCUGGCGGCGGGAAUGAGCCAAGAUGCCGUGUUUACCUCGGAAGUUUUAGCGUGUGCUGUUGAUUCAGCUUCAACUCUCAUUUCUAUUACAGUUCUGUAAAAAUAAUCUGGAUUUUAGAAGUUAAAAAAGUAGCACAGAAUGUUGAGUUUGCAACAUUUGGAGUUUCUUUUGAAAAGAAAAGGUUUCUGCUUUUUUUUAUAGAAAAUCAUUUCAAUCUGCUGAGGUCUCACACCAGAAAAUUUAACAAUAGGAUUCUAAUCACUGAUUUCAGAUAUCAAGCGAAAUUUAAAGCACUUUAGUUUAUAGCCAUGGUUAUAAACAGUUUUUGGAAGUUUCGGAUGACUUAUCCAUUGAAUGUGACUUGACCUUGCUAGGACGGCCCUGGCACCUGGCCCCAGAGGUCCCUGCGCUCUGUGUGUCCGGUUGGCAUGUCCGGUUGGCGUGUUCGGUUGGUGUGUCGGGUUGGCGUGUCCGGUUGGCGUGUCUGCGUGGGCUCCCUGCCGCGCGGUGUCCCAGAGCCAGCACGCUACCUCAGAGCCGGUGCCUGAGCGGCGCAGGGUCUCGGUGGCCGGAGAGCGCGUUCGUUUGUAGCUGGAAUGGUGAAUCCCAUUCAGGAGGCAAGAAGGAGUGUCCACCACAUGUGUCCCGAGGGUUCCGGUCUUCAGUUAGGCUCCCAAGGUGACAGCCAGGGCAGCUGGCAGGUGACACAUCUGGCUCCAGUAGCUGGGACCGCCCGGCGCUGACCCCACCUCUGCGUGAGCGAGCCCAUCCCUCUUGCCUUCUUGAAAUCCUGUUCGUCUGAUGUUUGUCCUUAGUGUUUCCUGAGUUACGGCUUUGAUGAGGAGACGUCUCAGUUUCUGCCCCUUGUCUUCUUACUCCUCUGUACACGCCCACCCGGAGGCCGGUCCCUGGUAGAGACAGGAAGGUGACAUCUAACACCUUCAGUGACGCCCGGUUCUUUGUGUCUCCCCUGUUGUGUGGUGACAGGAAGGAAGGGUGCCCCCUGGUGACUGGGGGAGCCAGGCGGCACGGUGUCCGAGGACGCAGGACACUCAGGCUGUCCUUGGCGGAGCUCGCCCAGAGCGAGGGGCUCCUUGCCGCUCUGUCCUGGGGGUGCCGACCUCAGAACUUCUGAUCUGCCUGUUCAGAGGGUUCGGAAUGACCAGCACGGCCGGAGGGGAGGGCGGGCCCAGGAACACCUGACAGUGACACAACACGGACCUGGCCUUGCUACUAAGGGGCAGACCACACAUAUUUUAGAGUCACUUCGUCUUUAAAGCUCAAAAAUUUGCUGUAUUUUUGAACUUUGGCAUUUUCACUGAUUCCACUGUUUUUGAGAACUGAGGUCAGGCUGGUCCCUCCGGCUGUCCCGGGCGUGUCCUGCUUGUGGAGCGCUGUGCGCUGUCCGGUGUCUCCGUGGUCCGGCCCUGCCGCACACGCCACCUGCCUGGUGCCUGGGUCCUACUCUGAGAGUGCGGGUGUCUGAGGACGAUGGUUGGGAACGUUGGAAAAGGUACGUGCUUAGCUGAGUCAAACCUAAGCACCAGAUCUCCGCCAGACUGAAAAGUUCUGAAGCUUUUAGAAAUCCAUAUUCUUGGUGGCCAUCGAGUUCUAGCCGACUAGUGACCUUCGCUGCCGUAACUGCAGGGACCAGCCCGGCUCCGACAGGAGGGUCCUCACUCGCUUCCUCCGGGCGCGGCCCCCGCCGGUGCGAGGGGCUCUCGGGAGCAGGCGCGCCUCUUGCUGCUGCGUGUCGGCUCCACGCCCGGCCCCUCCCACGCUGCUGUGGCCGUGGGCGUCACUCAGGAGUCACAGGGAGUCUGGGGGGUGCGUGUGUGUGCAUGUGUGCACGUGUGUGUGUGUGUGUGUGUGUGUGUGUGUGUGUGUGUGGCUGAAAGGACGUCCCGUCAGCCAUGUGUGAUCUCGUCUGAAGUAGUGUUUGCACCUGAGAAUAGUUUUGUCCUGUAUGCCGACAUGUCCAGAAUUUCAUUUAGUAACGGAGGGAAAACACGUGGCUACUGGAAAAGGCGUGUUGACGCGGAAUUGCGUCAGGGCUGUGUUGUUGGGCAAAGCAGCACUUUCUCUCAGCCACUGUUUCCCAUCAGUGUUGGUGGAGUCAGAAAUCCUGUACAUAUUUUGGAAUCUGAAGAAUCCUAUGUAAAUCAUUUGUUACUUAAAUCUGUGAAAAACAAGUUCCUUUGGAGGAAAAUCUGCAUUUAUACGUGUUGUUUGGAAUCAGUUGUUUGUAUUGUAUUGAUGUUACUGUUUUUAAGUGUUCAUUGUCUUCACUGCAAUAUGAAAUUCAUUAAAACAUCCGUGUUCUGUAAUUACUAUUACAAAAGUUUUAUGUUA
This is a messenger RNA of Lemur catta (Ring-tailed lemur), 4492 nucleotides long. It is a transcript of the gene WDR37, whose product is annotated as WD repeat domain 37. The transcript is spliced from 14 exons. The record is from RefSeq and is a predicted model, not a curated record. Bases 239 to 1726 code for a protein of 495 amino acids. Gene Ontology annotation, molecular function: protein binding. Gene Ontology annotation, cellular component: preribosome, large subunit precursor. Lineage: Eukaryota; Metazoa; Chordata; Mammalia; Primates; Lemuridae.